Malassezia sympodialis ATCC 42132 is the source of this 1992-nucleotide messenger RNA. RefSeq lists its product as uncharacterized. NCBI's taxonomy places the organism in Eukaryota, Fungi, Basidiomycota, Malasseziomycetes, Malasseziales, Malasseziaceae. Gene Ontology annotation, cellular component: cytosol. The record is from RefSeq and is a predicted model, not a curated record.
AUGACCGAGGGGCGCUUCCGCGCGUGCUAUGAGCGCCUGCUCGCGGGUGAGCAUCCAUGGGACAGGGACGAGUCGCCGUCCAUGCGCGCGUCGGAGAAAUCCAACGCAGCACCGCGCGCGCACUUCCUGCACGAUCUCCUCGCGCUCGACGUCGAGCACGGGGCGGUGCUGGCGCUGUUCCGCGACCUCGAGCCGACCGACCUCCUCGACGAGCGCUUUGCGCGCCGGCGCGACAACAUCACCGGCCUGUGGAAGGAGGCGCUGCGGUGCUGGGACGAGGAGCCGCACGACGAGGCGCGCAGCUGCCAUGCCGUCGAGACCCUCCUGGCGCUCGCGCUCGCGCUGCUGCCCAAGCCCUAUACCAACUACACACUGGACGUGGUGACGUUGCUCGCGGGCCGCAUGGCCGAUGCAGACGACGUGUUCUACACGCUCGUGGCAGCCAUCGACCGCACGCUCCGUGACAGCGCGCCACCGUCCGCAUGGCACGCGCGCCGCUUCCGCGCCACACUCCGCCUUGCGCUCGUGUUCACUGCGUGCACAGGCACGUCUUCGCUCGCGACGUACCUGCUGCACCGCGACCUGUUUACCGCGGCGAUGAGCGUCGUACACAGCCAAACGGGCGCUGAUCUGCUCUGCGAGGCCUCGCUGCUGACCGCGCUCCUCGCGACCGCCGGCCACGCCCCAGCGAGCCUGGGCGUGGAUCCUGUGUCGUCUGCGACCAUCGGCGACGCAGGCUUCCAGCCGUACCAGCGUCGCGUGCGCGCCUGCGCCACCUCGCCAGACAUGGCGCGCAUGGCCCAGGCGUGGUCCGUGCAAGCGCGCCGCAUCAUCGAAGCGUACCAGGCCAGCGCCCACGCCGCGUCGGCGCCUGCGCGCCCCGCCUGGUCCUGGGCAUGGCUGGGCGCGGCGCCUGCACCGACCGCACCGCCCGCCUCAGGCCUGCCGCCGCCCAGCAUCGCGCUCCUCCUCGCCCUGUGGCUGUGGGUCCAGGUGAGCGAGACCAUGGCGCUGGCCCUCCUCGCCCCGCCGGCCGGCGAGCCGCUCGCCGUGACAUUCUUUUCCAUGGCCUCCUACCUACUGACGCACGCUGCAAGCAGCGCACGCGCCACGACGUAUGCACACACGGCCCUGCAAAUCAUGCUGGCGCUGCUAGGUCCCACCGACAACGAGCCAAGCCGCGUGCAGACACAGCUCCUCGCCGACGAGUCGCCGCUUCUCGCGCACGUGCAGCUGUGUCGGGACCGCGCUGACCCCCUGCCGCUCCCGCCCACGAGCGGCGCAGGGCGCCCACGGCGACUCAUCGUGCUCGUGCUCGACGAGACGGCCCUCUUUCUCAAGUACAACCGCCGCAAGCGCCUCGAUGCCGCCGCCUUUCGCACCGCACUGGCGUGCGUGCAGCGCACGCUGCUCCUGUGCGCCCAGCAGCGCGUGCACCUUGAAUACGACUGGCUCACGCUGUGGCGCGCGAUCCUUGGCACCGCAGAGUUCCUCGCCGCGCGCCAGGCAGACGUGCCAGACGAUCUGCCGCGGCUCGCGCACGCCCUCCUCGACACGCUCGCGCUCGCGCUGGUGCUCUCCGACCGCGUCCUGCCGACGCCCGCCGACACUCACUGGCUCAUCUACGAGCUCGCACGCACGCGUGCCCCGCUCGAGAGCCUAGGAAGGCUCGCCACUCCCUCGUCUUCGUCGGCGCUCAUCGACCAAGUGCUCCAGCGCCUCGACACGCACCUGGCCCAGGACCGCGAGCGCAGUACCUCCACAUUUUCACUCUUCCGCCGCUCGGCGUCCUCGGCGCCGGUCAGCAUGGCGACGGUGCUCAGCGCGAUCCAGGCACUCGACCUCGGCACGCUGCUAGCGCCGGACAAGCCGGGGUGUGCUGCAGUCGUGCGCGGGGCGCAGGCGAAAGCCGCUCGUGCGCCGCCCGGCCUACCGAGCCCCAGUGCAGCACUGCUGCGCGCUGUGCAGCAGGACGUGCUCGCUUCAUGUUAG